Akanthomyces muscarius is the source of this 789-nucleotide messenger RNA. RefSeq lists its product as uncharacterized. Bases 1 to 789 code for a protein of 262 amino acids. Lineage: Eukaryota; Fungi; Ascomycota; Sordariomycetes; Hypocreales; Cordycipitaceae. The record is from RefSeq and is a predicted model, not a curated record. The transcript has 4 exons.
AUGAGCUGGCUUAAACUCUUCACUUCGCUCACAGUACUCCAAACCUCCCGAAACGUCACCUCUCCACUCGGAGACAAUUUCGCCGACAUCAUGUCCAGCUCUGCAGAAGUAAACCAACAGUACUUCAACAAAAUCGCCGCCGACUAUGACAAACGAUUCGCGCCAUUCUUGAAUGAGAUUAACGAUGAGCUCCAAAGCCAGGCUGACUUUAUUGGCAUCAAGAAGGGCGCAAGGUUGCUCGAUUACGCCUGCGGCACAGGUUUUGUCUCCAGCUGCUUUUCAGACGUCAUUGGACAGGCUGUCGGCGUAGACAUUACCGAAAACAUGAUUGGUGCUUACAACGUCAAGGCCGCCAACGCGAAUGUGCCGGAGGACCAGCGCAAGGCGUACCUCGGGAACCUGCUCAGCACCCCGCCGUCGCCGAGCCUCGACGGCUCGCUGUUCCGCGACUUCGACGUGGCGGGCGUCGGCAUGGGAUUCCACCACUUUGAGGACACGACCCUGGCGGCGACGCGCCUGGCGGAGCGGCUCGUGCCCGGCGGCUCCCUCUUUGUUCUCGACUUCCUCCCGCACGGCGCGGACACGCACUCGGGCCACGAUGCCGUGCGCGGCGUGCACCACAUGGGCUUCGAUGAGGACAAGACACGCAGCAUGUUUGAGGCAGCGGGCGCGGGGCGCGACUUUGCGUACAAGGAGCUCAGCUCAGUGAUUGUGAUGGAGAACACGCCGGAGCAGGGACAGACGCUGCGUCGCCGGCUCUUUCUGGCCAGAGGCACCAAGACUGCCUAA